GGCCAACUUGUUUUCUAAUUCCAAAAUGCAUUUCUCCAAAACUUACGCCAGACUUCUUCUUGAUCUCCCACCAGAACUCAGAGAGAAUGCCAUUCAAUACCGCGAACUCAAGAAACUUAUUAAUCAAGUUGUCCUGGAGCUCAACGCUUUAGGUCUUCAUCCUGAUAUCCUACAAAAGCUCUUGGAAGAUGAAAACAAAGUCAAUUUGAAAGGAAAGCAGAAGGAAACAUCAGAGCACGUUUUCGACACCGCCGUUCAUCCGAAAGUCGUCUAUGAAUUCAACAGCAAGUCCGGGAGGAUCGAGCCGCAACUGAGAAUCUGGAUAGAUUCUCCUUCACCGUGGUCUCAAGCUUCCUCGGAUGCUCCGUUGGACCUGGAGGCUAAUACAGAUGCAGGAAAUGAGCGAGAGUCGGAAACGCCAGAGGAGUACUCGGACGAUAUCUCAGGAAGGAACAUAAGUCUAUUGUGGGCUUUGCAGAGGAACUCUACGAUCCAGGGUUGGGAAGAGGAUUCUUCCCAAAUAUCAGAGGUUACAGAUGACGAACCGUUGCCUGUGAAACAUCCAACAAUUGGUUCACAGAGCCAAGGGACUUCACGGGAGGUUGUCAUUCCGUUGGUGAAGGACUCAGCGUUCUUCGAACUUUUGUCAACGGCGCUUCACAAUCUUUCCGAUCGCAUGUCUACUUUGUACACGGAUUUCGCAGACACAUUGGAAACAGUUUCGAGAAAGGUCGGUGACUCUGCCAGGCCGAUAUCGUCUCGUAACAACAGUUUUCACCCACAUUCUGUGCUAUCGAAUCCCGGGACCAUCAGCUUUCCUUCCAGAACUAACAAGAGUGAUCUCUAUUCUUGGCGGGAGAUUUUUCAACUGUACGUUGAGACCGAGGUGUUCGAAAGUUCAAACGAAGCAAAUGCAGGCGCGCUAUCAAUCGAGGAGAGUGAAAGGCGGUUAAAGCUAUUCGCAGAACGAGUCACUUCUAGAGGACUCGGUGACAAACGGAAACUCAAAUUGAAGCAGAGUCAUGAGGCUCUUGAGUCGUUCCUACAAAUGAACAUGUUCAUUUUGAACGUAAAGAAGCUCGAACAAGCCAACGCCGAAGCCACCCGAAAAAUCCUCAAGAAGCACGCCAAACGAACCGCACUUCCUAUUCCUCCCGGCCAAGACUAUUACGCGCGAGAACUGGCACUCAUCCCUCGUUCAAAAGCCAACUCUUCAAUAAACUCCCUCCCACGAUUACUCGUCCAAGCUCUAGGCGAAACCCUCCUUCCGAUCAUACCACAUGUUGACGACUACGCUUGUAUCAUUUGCACCAAUCUCGCCUUCAAACCCAUACGGCUUAGUUGUGGGCAUCUGUUCUGCGUACGUUGUUUGGUAAAGAUGCAGAAAAGAGGUCAGGGAGAUUGUCCAAUGUGCAGAGCGCCGACGGUUUUGAUAGCAGAUCGAUCGAAUGUUGAUUGGGGUCUCAUGAACUUUAUGGAAGACUGGUUCUCGGAGGAGGCUCAUGAGAAACUCAAGGCGAGUGAGAAGGAGGCUACAGAAGAACAUUUACGGGAGAUGGGCUUCAAUCCUGACCAGAAGUGCGUCGUUAUGUGAACUGUCUGUUAUGGUAGCAACCAGUAAGAAAUACAAAAAGCGACCGACUUCCCAUUUGCGGUAUGUAAUCGCCUUAUUAUCACUAUAUGUUUGGCUCGGCUGUGAGUAUUUGGUAUUUACCGCAAUCGAGAGUCAGUUGCCUCGCUUAUCAAACCUCGGCGUGCCGUGCCGAUAUGUUAGUUGAUCCGACCGGUUCGGCAUUUGAAUAGUUGGCAUUAACCAUACGCUUGAUGACAUACAAAAAUAUCAUUUGUUAUAGAUAGAUAGAUAGAUAGAUAGAUA
Lentinula edodes (shiitake mushroom) is the source of this 1876-nucleotide messenger RNA. RefSeq names its product SPX domain-containing protein. The transcript is spliced from 6 exons. The coding region runs from base 26 to 1594 and encodes 522 amino acids. Gene Ontology annotation, molecular function: metal ion binding. The record is from RefSeq and is a predicted model, not a curated record. Lineage: Eukaryota; Fungi; Basidiomycota; Agaricomycetes; Agaricales; Omphalotaceae.